Molecule: messenger RNA, 9335 nt
Organism: Pseudoliparis swirei
Lineage: Eukaryota; Metazoa; Chordata; Actinopteri; Perciformes; Liparidae
Product: serine/threonine-protein kinase WNK1-like
Exons: 29
Coding region: 639-6542 (1967 amino acids)
Biological process (GO): positive regulation of potassium ion import across plasma membrane; protein phosphorylation; positive regulation of sodium ion transmembrane transporter activity
Cellular component (GO): cytosol; cytoplasm
Molecular function (GO): ATP binding; potassium channel inhibitor activity; chloride channel inhibitor activity
Source: RefSeq, a predicted model, not a curated record
AAACGUUUCUUCGUCAAUAUGUAGCAACUGCGCCGCUUGAAAGUGAGCUCACAAAUAGCAACUUUUACAUCCACUGACGGUUCAUUUGUCUGCCUGCCAUCUAAGGAUAGUGUACAUGUAUUCUCCUAGUAUGCUAAAAUGGAUUAACGUUGCGACGACCAUCAGUUCUGUGUUGUGGACACGAUAUUGAGUGCAACAGGACUGGAGCACAUUCUGAGAGUCUGGCCUUCGCCUACAAGAUUGGUGCCUUCUGUGGGCUGUGUCUCUUCCUCACCAGUGAUUUCUUAUGCUUGAUAGAAGCUGCACCCUGUGUCUUACAGGAUGGAUGGUGUGGACUUAAAGAGACUUGAGUAUCAACAUCAGCACUCUGUGUUCUGCUGUGGUGUUCUCUCUUUUAGCAUUUACAAGAGAACACCUCACAUCCGGCACCUCCAAUCUUUCCACUAUAUAUAUAUAUAGACCAUAUUUGAUUAAACAAAAAGUCAACUGGAGAUAGAAGUUGUCAGACUUUCUAUCUUUUUUUUCUUUUUAUAGCACAGAUCGAUACUGCUAAUAUAAGCCUAUAUGGCAGACAUGGAAGUCUCCUCAUUUUAAUUUUUCAGUUAGUGUACCCCCUUACGCUUAGUGUGGGUGGUGGGAUGUCGGAAAAGUCAGACGACAAAAUGGUGAAGUUUCUGGCUCCCCCUCAGAAGAGCGGAAAUGGUCCAAGUUCUGGUUCAGAUUCGAUGGUCAGUGAGUGCCGGCCAACAGAAGUGAGACGUCGGCAUCACACCAUGGAGCGUGAUCGAUGUAACCCUGAACAUCGUUUCUUGCGCCGCAGUGUCAUCAGUGAUUCUAAUGCUACAGCAUUGGCUCUCCCUUUACCCAGCAAGAUUCCCAUCCCUGCACCUCAACGGGUUCAGCAACGAGAAGCCGCCCCCCAGCGACAACUGUCUGCUCCUGCUGCUCGUUUGCCGCGGGCUGAGCCUUUAGCUCAAAAUCCAGAGUCUAUUGAUAGUGGAGGAGGAGGAGAACAAGGAAAAGAAAUAGCCAAGGUGGAUGUAGUGCCUUCAGAGCAGGAGCCUGCCAUCGUAAAAGAUACCUGUGAUGGGGAGGUGAUAGCAGCCCUCUCUGCACCGGGCUUAGGAACAGCAUUGCCAAGUCAAACAGAACCUGGAAGCACCACUGAAGUGAAGGUACAACAUGAAGGAGAGGGGGAGGAAGAAGAUAAGGAGUCUGCCAAGGCACGAGCAGAGGCCGAGCAGAGGGUAGCGGAGAAAAAAGUGCAGGAUGACAUUGAAGAGACUGAGACCAAAGCAGUGGGAACAUCACCAGAUGGGCGUUUCCUAAAGUUUGAUAUAGAAAUUGGACGUGGCUCCUUCAAGACUGUCUACAAAGGAUUGGACACCGAGACCACAGUUGAGGUGGCUUGGUGCGAACUGCAGGAUCGUAAGCUGACAAAAACAGAGCGGCAGCGCUUCAAGGAGGAAGCAGGGAUGUUAAAGGGACUACAGCAUCCCAACAUUGUCCGCUUUUACGACUCCUGGGAGGGACCUUCCAAAGGCAGGAAGUGCAUUGUUCUGGUCACUGAACUCAUGACUUCUGGCACACUCAAGACAUAUCUGAAACGGUUCAAAGUGAUGAAAAUUAAAGUUCUGCGAAACUGGUGUAGACAAAUCCUCAAAGGGCUCCACUUCCUUCAUACUCGGGCUCCCCCCAUCAUCCACAGGGACCUUAAGUGCGACAAUAUUUUCAUCACAGGCCCAACAGGAUCCGUCAAGAUUGGAGACUUGGGACUGGCCACACUCAAGCGAUCAUCAUUUGCCAAGAGUGUUAUAGGUACCCCUGAGUUCAUGGCGCCUGAGAUGUAUGAGGAGAAGUACGACGAGUCAGUGGAUGUGUAUGCCUUUGGAAUGUGCAUGCUGGAGAUGGCCACCUCAGAGUACCCUUACUCAGAGUGCCAGAAUGCUGCACAGAUCUACCGCAGAGUUACCAGCGGGGUGAAGCCAGGCAGCUUCGACAAGGUGGCCAUUCCUGAAGUGAAGGAGAUCAUCGAGGGAUGUAUUCGCCAGAACAAGGAUGAGAGGUACUCGAUAAAGGACCUGCUGAACCAUGCCUUCUUCCAAGAGGACACAGGGGUGCGGGUGGAGUUGGCAGAAGAAGAUGAUGGAGAGAUGGAGGCUAUUAAGCUGUGGCUGCGAAUUGAGGAUGUCAAGAAACUGAAGGGGAAGUACAAAGACAACGAAGCUAUUGAGUUUUCUUUUGACCUCAACAAAGACGUCCCAGAGGACGUGGCUCAGGAAAUGGUUGAGUCUGGUUAUGUGUGCGAUGGUGACCACAAGACAAUUGCAAAGGCCAUAAAGGACAGGGUGUCUUUAAUCAGUCGCAAGAGAGCACUGCGGCAGCAGGUCCGAGAAGAACCGGAGAAGAAAAGACUAGAAGAAGAACAACAGCAGAGUCAGUUCCCUCCAGCACAGCAACCAGUCCAACAGCCAAUCAUGGAGGUGCCUCAGUCCCAGCCAGUGAUGCAGCCUGCUCCUUAUGUCCCUCCACAACCAAGCCAACACGGCAUGCAUAUGGCUACCCAACCUGCAUCUCAGCAGAGCCUUCAGAGCUCCAUCUAUAACACUCCUCAACCAAACCAACUGGCCGGCAUGCCACAAGGCAUUCCUUUUAUCCCUCAGUCAACUGGGCAAGUCCCAGUUCAGGGUCAAAGUGUGGCCACCAUCCAGCCAGAGUCCGAGGAGCCUGAGACUGACCAACAACUACAGCACUCUGGAGGAGCCAAUCACAUGGGAGACAAACUACCGGGUUCCACCAGUCGUCCUGAGGUCCAGCCACCUCAGCCUGGAUUACCCUACAGCUCCCCUCCCAGUCAGCACGUUCAGCUCCAAGUUUCACACCCACAGACACCAAAUGACCAAACGCAACAGCAGCAGUUGUCAGGGGUUCAACCACAGAUGCAAGGUGUCCUGCCUAAUGUUGUUCCUGUUGCACCCAGCAGCCAGUCUGUUCCAGUGGCACCUGCACAGUACGGAGUUUACUACCAAACAACGCCUCAGAUUCCCACCCAGCAAGUGAUGCUACCCUCAUCCUCGCAAUCGUCUCCCCCCCAACAGCCAGAGAGCAGCAGUGCUCUUCAGAUCUCCACUCUGCCGCAGGCCGGAACUCAGCAGCUACAGUCUUGGGCCAAUGAUCCGAGUCCUCCUAUCCUGUCACCUCCACUCAACGCAGAGCACCUAUACUUCCUCUAUCAGGCCUCAUGCCGCUCUGUUCCGCAGGCCCCUGCGAGUGUUUCUCAGUCGGCACCAGCAGAACCGCCAGGGUCGUCUGUGCUGGCGCCGCCAUCUGUAGAAAGCUGCCUGUCGGAUGCAGCUUCAGGUCUUAGUGACGGCAAUGAUGGAAGCGCUACUUCAGGAGGUCGCCAUGAAGGGCGCUCAAUGAAACGUCACCAGCGUAGAUCUGUCCGCAGCCGCUCCCGCCACGAGAAGACUGCUAAGGCCAAGCUCAAUGUUCUCAGUAUCUCCAAUGUGGGAGACAGAGUCGCAGAAUGCCAGCUGGAAACGCACAACAGGAAGAUGGUGACCUUCAAAUUUGACCUUGAUGGUGAUAAUCCUGAGGAGAUUGCACAGAUCAUGGUUGAGAGUGAAUUCAUCUUGGAAAGUGAACGCGAGUCCUUCAUCGAGCAGGUCCGCGAAGUCAUAGAAAUGGCUGAUGAGAAAGGAGACGGCCUGAAGGAAGGCUUUCCUCAGAUGAGUGAUCAACAACAACCUGAGCUGUCUCUUCCCAUGCUGCCAGCCUUUCUCUCGGGCAUUUCCCCCAGCACCACAGCGCAGGUGGUGCAUUCAGCAGGACGGAGGUUCAUAGUCAGCCCGGUGCCGGAGUCUCGUCUUAAAGACCAGUUCUUUGGCGGUUCUUCGUUUAAUACCUCAAUUGGAGAUGAGCCAGCCAUCCCACUGGGCCUCUCUCUGUCUGCUCCAUCUGGGACUCUCCAGCAGGCUUUCAGUAAAAUGAGGCAGGCGUGUUUAGAAAGAUGCAACACCAUCGAUCCCGCUGCGGCUGAACAAGAACCAGGCACUGUCCUGACCACUGAGGCUGGACUCGGCCCAAACUCUAACAAUAUCUUGGCUCCUCCGGAAGCUGUAGCUUCUCCUGCUAGCAUUACCUUUCCUGGUGUCACACCUACUGACACAUCCUCACUACCUCCCUCAACUGGGAGGGUUUCCCCUCCACCGACAUCUACUCAGCCCCAAACUCCAGCUGCUGUCACCAGUGAUCCCAGUCCUCAUCCUCAGUCAGCCCAUGAAACAGCCCCCUCACAGCUUCCAUCAGCUGCCAACAGCCCAGCUACAGCUUCCACCAUUUUUCCCCCAUCAGUGCAGACCUCCGUCCCCGCAGUACCUGGGCCUCAGCUGAGCAGUAGUUCUGUCUCUUCUGUUGUUGGCGUGGCAUCCAGUAGUUCUGGCGCUGUCCCUGCUUCAGAGCAGCAGCUUGUGAAUUUGUCCAUCCAACAGCACGCAACCCCGUGUCAGCCUGUCCCGAUUUCUGCUCAGCCCUCUCUUCCCACCUCGUUACCCAGUCAGAGCCAGGUCCAGCCACAGCCAGUGGAGUCGGAAGGGGCGGAGCUCCCCAACAAGACUGCUGGCAGAGACGACAUCCAGGCUCUAGAUAAGAAGCUCCGGUCCCUCUUUAAAGACCAGAGCUCUGCCUCUGCAUCAGUGGAUCAGAACACGGGCACUUCUUCUCCUCCCACUGGAACUUCUUCUCCUCCACCUGGAGCUGCCCUGGUGCCCCCAUCUAACCUUCCCCUCACUACCGGGGGGCAGGCUGUCCUGGGCCCCACAACCACCCCAGGACAGGGUGUUACCCCGGCAGGACAGACACCUCCAACUAAGCCCAGGGCUCAGACAUUACCUACUGGUUUUGAUAAAGCUGCUACACCUCCCUCUGAAGUUGUGCCCCCAUUUCCUGGACCAAAUCAGUCGCAGCAGCCCCUGGGUCAUUUGGAUGCCCAGUUGAGGAGAGCUCUGAGCCCAGAGACGGUUCAGGGAGGUAAUGGAGACCACCAUCCAACAGCAGCUUUUACUCUUGGUCGUUUCCAAGUGUCUGUUGCUACUGACGGUGUGUCUAGCAGUGUUCCAGAUUCCUCGGGCAUCGUUUCCUCUUCUUCCCUCACGCCGUCUUCUACCUCUUCAUCUUCCUCUUCGUCUUCUUCCCCCUCAAGUCCAGAGAAUACCCUCCACCGGUCAUCCUCCUUGUCCAAAGGAGUUUGUGAGCCUGACGCUGUAAAUGGAGCCUCCUCCCUCUCUGCUGAUCCCGAUUGUCAGCCGACCACUGUUGGGCGCUUCCAAGUGUCCACGAGCACCAACGCCACAUCUGGGCCAACCGCUGGCUCUAAAGUGGGCCGCUUUUCUGUCACAGUGACCCCAGCUCCAGCGGCGGCCUCCAGUCCAACACCUGGUUCCAGCACGCAGAAUGGGCCCUCGUCCUCAACGUCCGAUCCCCACGAUGCACACGGCCAUUACAGUAGCGACGUUGACGAUGACUCUGAGACGGAGGACCAGGCGCUGCAGAAAGAGAUCAGCCGUCUUAGAGAAAAACACAUGAUGGAGAUCCAGACUUUGCAGACUCGUCAGAAAGAUGAGAUCGAGUCCCUGUUCACGCGCAUGGGGAAACCUCCUCCUCCGACUGUCUUCUCCCCUGCUGUGGCGAUGGCUGGAGGGCGACGGAGGCUCAAAAGUAAAAGCCACAAAUCCUCUCGUAGUGGACAGCCCAGUCCCAAACACUCUGGAUCCCCAGCCUCAGCUCAGGGGCUUCAUGGCUCCCCUCCAAAGCAAAGUUCACCCUCCUCAACAGAGGCCUCCGAAACAGCGACGGAGGCAUCACAAGCCAUGAACAGGUCGCCCAUAAAGCAGCUUCGAUCGUCUCCAUCCAUGCCCAGCCUCAGCAGCUGCUCCACAGGAUCAAGUGGGACCAGCUCGGCAAACGGUUCAGGCCACUGCCAGAACCACUCUACUUCUUCGGCCCAGGCCACUGGACCCGCUCCUCCUACCUCCCACACACUGAAAGGCAAAGGCACCUUCACUGAUGACCUGCACCAACUGGUGGAUAACUGGGCCAGGGACGCCAUCAGCCUCUCCCAGUGCAAGAGAGGACCUAAAACUGGAGCACCAGCUCCACUGGGACAUGAUAUUAUCCCUCCAGCCAACAUGGGCCGUAAAUUCUCAGCUCCAGGUUUCCUCGGCCCAACACUUCCCACGCCUUCUAGCGCCGCAGCCACAGCGUCGACUCAUCUCCCCAACCCAGCCAACCCCUCGGUCCCUUUGGGGCCUCGUAAAGGCUCUUUGGGUCCCGUUGCACAGGGGUUUGGGUACAACUCCGCCCCGUUCAGUGCUUCUCAGUGGGCAGGACCCACAGCCACAUGCCAGGUCGGCAUGCUGAACCCCGCACAGCCAAUCACGCAGUACCAGCCGCCUACGACGGCCUCAGGCUACCACAUGGGAACCGCACCGGCCCCCCAGAGUUCAGUCAACCCCGGAGGGGCCAACCUGAAGCCUACGUAGCCCAGUGGUAGCCCUAGUCCACGCUGAGACGAAGGACCAAACAGGGCAGACAGUUGUUGAACGAGAACCACUAGCUCUCCUGGCAGUCGGCUGGUAAACUGGCUGGAUAUUGUGAUUUUUUUUCCAAACUUUUAUUAUUCUGUUUUUUUUCUGUAACAGAGUUGACCUGUGUUCACAUCCUCUCAGGCAGAACAAAAUCUGUCCGGCAAUUGGAGGGAGAGUGCAAUACACAUCCACAGCACAAAGGUCUCACACUUAGCCGGCCGUUGGCUGUGGAGUUGAGCUGUGACGAGUGGCUGGUCGUGUCUGGGGAUGUGAGGACGCCACGGGGAACCAGCCGCAGCCAAAGAUGUCUUUUGAGAGCAUACGUUGCAAUGGUGUCAUUCCUUCGAAGAGGGGAAGGUAGGAGGGAUUCUGGUUCACAUCCUUACUAGUCCUGACUUUAAGCCCUGCUGGGACCGAAAACGGUUGAAUUUACACCACACACACACACACACACACACACACACAUGGGUGUUUGUGUGCACACGCACCUGGAAAAACCUGAUUGAGUGACUUGGGAUGGUGGUAAAGUAAUCUCAGAGUGGGGGUGGGGGGCUGGGGAGUGGCAGUGCACAGAAAGUGGGAAAUGAGAGGGGGGCCGUGAGUUUGUCGGAGGCGGAUGAGCAGCAGUGUGACUGGUUGAGUUCGGAGAAGAAAGACAUCGUAAGUUAAGGAGUGUAACGGAUAGGUUCGCCGUAAGAAUUCAUCCCAAUCGCUACCUAUAAGUGAAAUGCAAUAAUGGCAAAGAGUAGAUAAACUGUCCCUUGUAACUGUGGCCUUAAUCCCAAAACACAUUUAAACAUUGACUUUGUACAUAUAUAUUUCUUCACUGGGUUAUGAUUCCAUGUUUUACAUAUUUAUGUCCCUGAGUCUGGUGACAUUGUGAUUUGAGUUGUCCAUCCAAACAGAUUUAUUCUACAGAUUUAUUCUUCACUUGUGAUGUGUGGACCAGUGGCUCUGUCCUGGUGUUGACCGCCACGCAGCGGGACAUGUAAGCGGUGAUGCUGCUGUUAUCACAUUCUGGUUGACGGUGUUUUUUGUUUUUCUUUUUGUCUUGUUUUUUUCGCAAGAAUUAAAUAAUAAACCCAAAUUGACACAUGAAAUACUUUCACUUAUUAAAAAUCUGCCUUUAUCAUAGAACAAUAAUUCUGGUUUAUUGCAAUAGUAUUUAUGGAAGGUUUCAGUCCCUUAGUUGUUUACACGGAUGCAGCGCAGUCCAGACGGUUGUUCUGAAGUCGCGGAACAGUAGAUAUCUCCGCUCAUGACAUCCAGCCGUCGCCUCUCAAGUCACAAGUGUUUGGGGUUCUUUCUUCCUGUGGUCUGUUUCUGUAUGCGUAUAUUUAAUAAAACAAAUGUUCUUUAUGGACCUGUAUUCAGCCAUCAGAAUUUGAUGUUUCACUGUAAUUAUUAAAGGUUGUUAAACAACAUGUAGUUUAAAGAAAUAUAAAAAGUGCAAUUGCAGGGUUGUUGAUGGUAAUCUACUCGCCACGCAGGAGUAAUCCUGCGGUUUAUUAAGAUCGUCUCUAUGACUACCCUGCCCACCCCCCUCUAUUUUAUUGUAGAUAUGUCCAUGUGAGGGAGAUGCUUUCACAUUACGCUCCGUCAUUAGAGUGCGCUUGUGGUGACCCACGUGCACUCUAACCUGUGAACACGAGGAACACUUUAGUGCCUUGCAUCCUCACUAAUGACACAGUUCCAGAUGCAUCUCGUCCCGAAGCUGUGACCGCUUCAGAAACCCAGUGAACUCGAACCUGAAGACGUAGACUCAACAGGUGGCUGCUGGGCCGUUAAGCCCCCAAACAGGACCGCAGAACCAAGAGCGCGCCGAGUGACGUGGUGGCGUUUCCGUGCUCUACACUUCUACUUGUGAAGCUGUGUGUUUAUAUUUGGCUGUGGUUGUAUUUGGUUUCUGUGGAUUUAUAAUUGAACCGUUUCGUUAUUGUGAAUCCCCCUGCUUUGCUCGGCAAGACCCGCCCUGCGUCGAAUUCAAGCGCUGGGAUUGGCCAGGCGUCCAUGCCCACAGAGAGCCUGGUCACCCGGUUCGUUCAGGGCCUCGGCUCCGACCAAUCGGAUGUCCAGAUCCAAACUACUCCCGGCCGAUGCCGGCUUGUCGCUGGUGGACUCGGCCUCCGGCGGGAUUCAGUGACGCGUCAUAGCUGCGCUUGUCCAGGCAGCGAGGGAGCUGGAGAAAGGUUUAAACGUCAUGCUGGCUCAACUUUUGUUUCACCACCUCACGAGUGUCUUUGUGACCUUCGCUGCUCGUAGAUUGGAUGAAUAGUUAAAGUUCUCUAGAGAAAAAAAAUAAGUUACUGCAAUGCAGAAUAUGCAAUGUUUAAUGGAACUGAGGGGUAAUUGAAACAUGUGCAUGCUGAUGAGGGUUGUUACCGACUUCAAUGUUUUUGAUAUUGGAAUAUUAGAUCUUUAUUAUUUGUUUUUAUUAUUCUUUGCCUUCCUGAGUGAUCAUAAAGUGUUGAUCUGUUCACCAAUAUGAAACUAUCAGCAUAUGAUUUCUGCAUGCCAGCUAUACAGGUGUUUAGUCGAGUGGCUGCUGUACAGCACAAGGUCACAAAGCUCCUGACGGUCCAUUUGCUUCUCGCCACCAGUAAUGAUCACCGACCUCCACCGGACGUCGGACCUGUCGAGCUCUUCUUUCUGAUCCCUCCUUACUGAGCUGUGAUUCAGUGUGUUUUGUGUAUGUUUUUCACAUUGUACAAAAUGUAAAAACAAAUAAAAAUAAUAUCGAUUAAAGCA